Notothenia coriiceps (black rockcod) is the source of this 465-nucleotide messenger RNA. RefSeq names its product bile salt-activated lipase-like. The annotation marks the transcript as partial. NCBI's taxonomy places the organism in Eukaryota, Metazoa, Chordata, Actinopteri, Perciformes, Nototheniidae. The record is from RefSeq and is a predicted model, not a curated record. The transcript has 3 exons.
GGGUGGUGCAGACGGAGGGGGGGCAGGUUAAGGGAAAGAACGUCAGAGUGUCUUUGUUGUUCCGGAGCGUUGACGUCUUCAAAGGCAUCCCCUUCGCUGACGUACCUGGAAAGUGGGAGAAGCCGAAACCACACCCAGGAUGGGACGGAGUCAUGAAGGCGGAUACAUAUCGGGAUCGCUGCCUGCAGGUGACGCUGCUGCAGAAAAAAACCCAUGGCAGCGAGGACUGUCUGUACCUGAACAUCUUUGUUCCACAGGGACGUAAAUUGUCGAAGAACCUCCCUGUUAUGGUGUACCUGUUCGGGGGGGCCUUCCUUUUGGGGGCGUCUAACGAUAUUUCGUUCCUCGGGGAGUCGCUGUACGACGGGAAGGAGAUUGCCGACCGCGGAGACGUCAUCGUGGUGACGGUGAAUUACCGGGUCGGACCGCUCGGGUUCCUCAGCUCCGGAGACGCCCGGCUGCCAG